AUGAACGAAAAUUUAUUCGCCUCUUUCAUUACCCCUACAAUAAUAGGAUUACCUAUUGUAGUCCUAAUUAUUAUAUUCCCCAGCAUCAUAUUUCCCUCACCUACUCGACUAAUUAAUAACCGACUGGUUUCACUCCAACAGUGACUAGUUCAACUAACAUCAAAACAAAUAAUAACAAUUCACAAUGCAAAAGGACAAACAUGAGCCCUAAUGCUUAUGUCUUUAAUUCUAUUUAUCGGAUCAACCAACCUGCUAGGACUUCUACCACACUCUUUCACUCCUACUACCCAACUCUCAAUAAACCUUGGCAUAGCCAUCCCACUUUGAGCAGGAACCGUAGUCACCGGGUUCCGCCACAAAACAAAAGCAUCCCUAGCACAUUUUUUACCACAAGGAACCCCACUACCACUUAUCCCAAUACUAAUUAUUAUCGAAACUAUUAGUUUGUUUAUUCAACCAAUAGCGCUAGCCGUACGGCUCACCGCUAAUAUCACUGCAGGUCACCUACUGAUCCACCUAAUCGGAGGGGCCACACUAGCCCUAAUGAGCAUCAGUACUGCCACAGCCCUAAUUACGUUCAUCAUUCUAGUCCUAUUAACUAUCCUAGAAUUCGCCGUAGCGCUAAUCCAAGCGUAUGUCUUCACCCUGCUAGUGAGCCUAUACCUACACGAUAACACCUAA
Molecule: messenger RNA, 681 nt
Organism: Talpa occidentalis (Iberian mole)
Lineage: Eukaryota; Metazoa; Chordata; Mammalia; Eulipotyphla; Talpidae
Source: the annotation of a RefSeq genome assembly